Molecule: messenger RNA, 1020 nt
Organism: Lolium perenne
Lineage: Eukaryota; Viridiplantae; Streptophyta; Magnoliopsida; Poales; Poaceae
Source: RefSeq, a predicted model, not a curated record
AUGGCUGAAGGGCCGUUGGACUUGUGGAUUGACUGGGCGAACCAGAUCGGGGUACUCUUAAGCCUCUUCUUCCAGGUCGUCCUCCAUCUCUUCGCCAACGUACGUCGGCGUAGUAGCUCGAUUUGGCUGAGGGUUCCUCUUUGGCUGGCUUACCAGCUGUCGGACAUGACCGCCACAUAUGCUGCCGGGCAGCUCCUCUACAGUAGCUGCGCACCGCAAGACCACCAGCUCAUUGCCUUCUGGGCGCCAUUCCUCUUGCUGCACCUUGGCGGUCCAGAUAACAUCACCGCCUAUGCAAUCGAAGAUAACAAACUCUGGGCGCGACACUUGCUGACCCUUGGGGUGCAGGUUCUGGGAGCCGGAUAUGUCCUCUACAAGUAUAUCACCGGCAGUGGUAUCUUUCUCACACUGGCCGCCAUCUUGAUAUUUGUCGUCGGUGUUACAAAGUAUGCCGAGAGGACAUAUGCGCUCUGGUUCGCAAACUUCAGCACCCUCCAGAGGUCUCUGAAGGUACUGGCACGCGACAAGCAUCGCAAAUAUUUUUACAUUGAGCAUCAAAAAUGGUGCAAGUGCAGUGACUUGGAGGAGGACGAGCUUGUCCUGCAGCGUGCUCAUUCCUUGUUUCAUAUCUGCAAGCGUGCGAUAGUUGAUUCGGUGAUCAUGACUGAGGAGGAUUCAGGGGUGGAUUCUGAGGAAAAGAAAAUAAUCGAGGGCCUUAGGAAAAAGCCGGUGUACAUGUGGAGGGUGAUGGAGAUGGAGCUCUCUCUUAUGUACGACAUCCUGUACACCAAGGCAAGCGUGACCCACUCUUGGGUUGGCUACUGCAUCCGUAUCAUCUCGCCGCUUGCAGUGGCCGCUUCACUCGUGUUGUUCCAGUUGAGCAGCAAAUAUGGUUACAGCCGAGUUGAUGUUGACAUCACAUACACCUUAUUGGGUGGCGCAUUGCUCUGCGCAAUGGGAGAUGGUGUCGGCUACGGCGUGCACUUCAUUCUCUUCGCAGGUCCUGGCCUGGCAAGAUGA